This is a messenger RNA of Monomorium pharaonis (pharaoh ant), 3090 nucleotides long. It is a transcript of the gene cwo, whose product is annotated as transcription factor cwo. Bases 911 to 2062 code for a protein of 383 amino acids. Gene Ontology annotation, cellular component: nucleus. Gene Ontology annotation, molecular function: DNA-binding transcription factor activity, RNA polymerase II-specific; RNA polymerase II cis-regulatory region sequence-specific DNA binding; protein dimerization activity. Lineage: Eukaryota; Metazoa; Arthropoda; Insecta; Hymenoptera; Formicidae. The record is from RefSeq and is a predicted model, not a curated record. The transcript is spliced from 4 exons. Gene Ontology annotation, biological process: regulation of transcription by RNA polymerase II; anterior/posterior pattern specification; regulation of neurogenesis.
GACGGAGGCGCAUGUUACCUCACGUGUUGGGCGUAAUGCAUCGCGUUUCCGACACGUGAUGCCUCUUCAUCGCCGUCGGCGCCGCACGGCACGGCGCGGCGCGGCGUGACGUCUCCCUCCAUCGACGGCACCGAAGAAAUGCGAGUGUCGUCGCUCCGCGGCUCGUAGUCGUCGGCGCGCCUGCGAUUUGCGAGUACGCGGAGCACUGCUAGCUCGAUAACGAGCGGCAAGAGAGUAAUCGUCUCCCCGAGGGUGUCAAGUGAAAAUCUGAGUUUGAGAUAAUACAUCGAGUAUGAAAAUACAACUAUAUGAUACGAAAAUGAAAAGUUGUUCCACUUAAAUGAAAGAGGAAAGAUAUAUCGUGAUAUUAUUGUCGAACGUGUCGGACUAUACUUUAAAUUUGAGUAAUCAAUCUUAUGAAAAUAACAAUACGUUAUACCAGCGGUAACACACAAUUGAUAGUAACAAAGGAUACAAAUCAAAGCUGUAUAAUCGAACAUUCUCCGUUGUGAAAUCCACUUGGACCGCAUGUGUAACAGCUGUUGCUGCAAAUUUUAAGAGUGUCCCGGUGAAACUCGACGUAACCGCGAACGGUUUGUGGGAACUGACCGGAGAAGAAACAUACAAUUCGGUGUCGAGGUUUUCCUUCGCGGGGGAAAAUUGUUUUCGAGAGUGAAGUCCAGGCGGCGCAAUUGACUUGGACGGUUUACCGACGUGGAAGUUCAUUGUCGAAUGGUAUACACGUGCGCGCCGCGCACAGGGGAACAUUUUAAAGGGAAAACGGCAAGGGCGAUAUUGAUCCUCCGAGCGGAUCGAUAUUUCCAUUUCUGAAAAUAUCCCUCGCGGAGGAAGCUUCAGAGAUAGCAGACGGUAUCUCUCUCCCUUCCGUGUCUCGUCGCUCGACGGCAGGAUGGUCACGCAUAGUAUGGAUAACAUCCUGAACAUGCAGUACUACCCGGCGAACAGCCAUGUCGACGCGUCGGUGCAUUCACCGCCGCCGAGGAAGAGACGUUGUUUGAAUAAAGAGCAAGAUCCAAUGUCACACAGGAUCAUCGAGAAGCGCAGGAGAGACCGCAUGAAUAAUUGCCUGGCUGAUCUCAGUAGACUCAUACCGGCAGAAUACUUGAAAAAGGGUCGGGGCAGAGUUGAGAAAACGGAGAUCAUCGAGAUGGCGAUCCGCCACAUGAAGCAUCUUCAAGGCCUCCGGCAAGAUACCAAGCAUUCGCCCGUGACGCCGGUACACACGCAUCCCGAGGACAGUGUGGACAGCGUGUCUCAUUCGACCGUGGCCUCCACCGCGGCGGAGCAUUACAAGCUGGGAUUUCAGGAGUGCCUGAGCGAAACCAUGCAUUUCCUUAUCGAGGUCGAGGGCUUUUUCGCGAGGGAUUCCCUCUGCGUACAGCUCAUCAACCAUUUGCAGCAGCAUUGCGACAAAAUCGUAGCCACCAGUGAUCGAUUAGGCUUCCCGCAUCCCGAGCUGCCAGUGAUGAAUGGCACGAUGAACGGCGCCGGUUACUCGCACACGAGUAUUCCGACGAUAUGCCAGCCCAACGGUGGCCAUUCGGACCAUGGUUCGAGCUCGGGCGUGAGCUCGUUUGGCGAUCCGGAGCGUCCGCUGCUGCGACCGGCAAUCGUGCCGCCGCCGACGAUCGUAAGUGAUGACAGCAACCACAGCACCCACUCACACAGCACACCGCCCGGGGCUGGAACUAUCUCCUGUCGGGACCGACCGACUAAUUACAAGUUCAAGAGCUCGAUCAAGCAAAGGUUUUCGGCGGAGAGGGUGAAAUCGUGCUCGCCACCAGUGUCAAACGGCAACGGGCUGGAUAAGCCACCGUCCUUAUCGUCUCAUGGGGUGCCAAUCUUCGCUCUGCAUGAUGCCGGCUCCUUUUACGUACCGCUGACAGUUGAAGCGUCUUUAAUCAGACCCUAUCUGAGCUUCAUUCCGGACACUGGACCUGACACUGUCCUACAUCCGGUCACGAUAUCGGUCAACUUCAAUCAGUCGUCGCCGCCAACGUGGUCGCAACAGCACAGUCCUACUCACCAGCCUCAGACAUAAGGGUGAGGCGAGAACAGUGGAAACGAAUGAUUUGUCAUUCGGUCGUUCGUGUCCAUUGUGAACGAAGGAAAUGUUCUCUGAUCCAUCAAUUUUCGAUUGCCGUCGGUCCAAAGACUGAUCUUUGGAUCAGCGCCCUAAUACACUAAUAUAAAAAUUCUGUGAAUUUUUGACUAAUACUGUCAUGUCCACGUUGGCGCUUCUGAGAAUCAAGAACAGCUUAUAAUUCUCCUAUUUUGUUAAUCGCGAUUCACGCGGUGGACGGCAUAAAGUGGCCUAUAUAUGAUUUUAUUAGUACAAUUAAUACCAUCAUUAAUUCUCAAUAAAUAAAAUAAAUUAUCGUCAUGUUACAAAUUCUCUCAUUAUUGUUCAUGUUAGUGUUUUAAGGUAUAUUUGUGAUGACAAUUAAAUAUCGUGUAUAGGCCGCUUUCAGAUGUGUGCAUAGAUACAUAGGAGACGCCGAAGUCGAGGAUGUUUGUACAUUUAUUGAGGCUGUGGGUCGCUUUAGCAUUUACGAGGUUCGAGAGAAAGCGUGUUAAGGGUUGUACAUAGGUAGAAUAUUAAAGAAUAGGAAGCUCCAAGUCGUUCUGGCUUUGGUGUGUCUUUCUUCGUCGUUUAUGUGUAUAAUUCGGACACCUGUUUUCCUCCAUCUUCCUUUUUCCUAAAUGGACAUUUCAUCUCGUUCCCUUUUGACUCCGUCUUUUCUCUUUCCUCGACGUCUAUUAUUUUCCAUCUGUCCGACGAAUUUUUCGCGUUGCUAUUAUUUCCUUAGUGAAAAAAAAUCAGUAUGAAUGUAGGUGAAUCGGUUAUCAAAUAAUCGUUAAUCAGUUAUACGUUGAGCAUAUAUUGAGUAUUCAGCGGAGGAACACGUUGCGUCUCAAUAAAAAGCUGGGAUCUGGAAACAAUUUCAUUUCUUAUGUACCAUGUAAGAUCAUGGACAUAGUAAAAAAAGGAACAGAUCAUAGAUAUACUAUGUCUAUGAAAAAGAUUUAUUUUUGUUAGUUUUGUUAGCAAACGCAUGACAAAUGUUA